Messenger RNA from Pseudogymnoascus verrucosus, 1460 nucleotides. RefSeq lists its product as uncharacterized. The record is from RefSeq and is a predicted model, not a curated record. Bases 77 to 1300 code for a protein of 407 amino acids. The transcript is spliced from 2 exons. Lineage: Eukaryota; Fungi; Ascomycota; Leotiomycetes; Thelebolales; Thelebolaceae.
AAAAACUUUAAAGUUUAUCAUUUGAGGCCGAGAUCAGAGUACUCUGAUCCUAAAUAACCACCCCGAAUACUUCAAAAUGGCACCUAAAUCUACCACUCUCACCACUAAGGUGCAAACUGGAUCGCCGUACCAGCUUAACUCCGCGCAGACCUUGAAAGCCUCCAAAGCUCUCAUCAAGCACAUCAAGACCUCGGAGAAAGGCACCGCCGAGAAAUCGGGCAAGCGCGACCUCCUUGCUGGCGACGAUGAAGAAGACAGCGACGACCUCGACCAAAUCCCCAUCUGGCUCAACAUCACGACCAAGAAGCACAUCGUGGACACCAAGCGCCUGAAGCCCGGCAAGAUCGCCCUCCCCCACUCCCUCAACUCCUCCCCCACCUCCACCAUCUGCCUCAUCACCGCCGAUCCCCAGCGCGCCUACAAGGACAUCGUCGCCUCGCCCGCCUUCCCCGCCGAGCUGCGCGCACGUAUCACCCGCGUCAUCGGCCUCAAGAAGAUCAAGGCCAAAUACCACCAGUACGAGGCGCAGCGUCAGCUGUUCGCUGAGCACGACUUCUUCCUCGCUGAUGACCGCAUCAUCACCCAGCUCCCAAAGACCCUCGGGAAGACCUUCUACAAGACCACCACCAAGCGCCCAAUCCCAGUCAACAUGCAGGCUCCCGCCCCGCGCGCGGAGGGCAAGCGCGUCCCCAAGGCCCAGCGCGAGAGCGCUGAGAAGGUCUUGAUUGAGCCUAAGCUCCUGGCGAAGGAGGUCGAGAAGUCCCUGUCUGGUGCGCUGGUUGCGUUGUCGCCCAGCACGCAGACUUCAGUGCGCAUUGCGGCUGCGGGAUGGAAGGCACAGGAUGUGGCUGAGAACGUCGAGGCGGCUGUGAAGGAGAUAAUCGAGAAGUUCGUGCCGCAGAAGUGGAGAGGCGUGCGCGCUCUGCACAUCAAGGGCCCUACCACCGCCGCGCUGCCGAUCUGGCUUGCUGAUGAGCUGUGGGUUGAUGAGAACGACGUGCUUGAGGAUGAGGUGGAGGAGACGGAGGAGGUUGCUGAGGCGAAUAUUGGGAAGAAGAGGAAGCGUGUUGCGGGUGAGGAGGAGACCGAGGAGUCUAAGACCGAUAAGAAGGCGAAGAAAGAGAAGAAGGUGCUUCCGGAGAGUAAUGAUAAUAAUCUGGAUAAGGAGAUUGCGUUGAGGAAGGAGAAGCUGAAGAAGCAGAAGUCGGAGGCGGCUAAGAGCGUUGUUGAUGAGCUGCCUAUCCCAGCGGCGGCGAAGGCGGAGAAGAGCAAGUCGAAGAAGCGCAAGGCGUCUGAUUAGAGGGUUGUAGUAUGUGGAGCCAAAAAAUGGAGCAAGGCAGAAACAGGCAUGUGGCGGCGUUGAUGGAGUUUUGGAAGAUGCUAGUUAUGACAGUGUAGGUUAUUUUUGCAAAGCAUAAGUAGAGGAGUACAAGACAUCGAAAAAGUAUUCUUAUAAACAC